AUGGCACAAGCAGGAAUUAAUGCCAAACCUUCACUGUCUGCCUGGCCAAGCAAUGUUGUUCCUCAGGGACAGAAUGUGACCCUCAAUUGUGACACUCACAACAAGUUUAACAUAGUCAAGUUUUACAAAGAGGAUGGGGAUCCAAACCUUCAGGUCCAUAAAAAAAUGUUCCGGGGGAGUCUUGUCUUGGGGCCUGUGACACCAGCAUUUGGAGGAACCUACAGAUGCUAUAGUUAUAAACAUCAAUACCAUAAUGAACUCUCAUCACACAGUGAGCCUCUGAAGAUCAUAAUUUCAGGAAUCUACAGGAAACCUCUCCUCUUGGUCCUACCAACUCCUCUGGUAAAAUUAGGAGAGAAGAUUACAUUGAAGUGCCACUCAGAGAUUAUGUUUGACAUUUUCAUUUUGACUUCACAUAGUAUGGGAAUAAACAAGGACACUUUUCAGCUCUCUGCAGAAUAUCAUUUUGGAGGAUCCAAUGCCAACUUCCCAAUAGGACCCAUGACACCUGAGCAUGCUGGGACUUACACAUGCUAUGGUUCUUACAAGCAUACACCAUAUGAGUGGUCUGAAUCCAGUGACCCUGUUGACAUAAAGAUCACAGGUUUAUACAAGAAACCCUCUCUGUCUGCCCUGAUGGGAACUGUGGAGACAUCAGGAGAGAACAUGAUCUUGACCUGCACCUCUGACUAUCAGUUUGACAUGUUCCAUCUGUCCAUGAAAGGGUUGCCUCUGGGACAUGGGUUGCCUGCAGAGCAGAGCCACAGUGGGACAUUCCAGGCCAACUUCCUUCCUGUUCCUUUGAUCCAGACAGAGACGUAUAGAUGCUAUGGUUCUUUCAGGAACCCUUCCCAUGUGUGGUCAUCCCCAAGUGACCCAUUGUACCUUUCUGUCUCAGGAAAUUUCACUUCAUCCACUGAACCAGACUCCAAAACUGAUAACCACAGGACCAUGAAUAUUCUGAUCGGGCUGUCAGUUACCAUGAUGUCUGUUUUCCUUACCAUCCUCCUUUAUUCUUGUUGCUCGGCCAAAAAGAGUAAAUCUCAGGAACAAGCCCCUACCAUGGACCAAGAGUGUGAAUCGAGAACAACACUGAACAGACAGAAUCCUGAAAGACAAGAAGUGCAGGAGGUGGCAUACUUGGAAUUUGAUCAGUUGAUCUUCAAACAGAAAUUACCCACUCCCAUUUCUCAGAUUCCAAAGGAAAUUUCCACAGAUCCCAGUGUGUACGUGGAAGUCAGGAAAUGUUAA
This is a messenger RNA of Microtus ochrogaster (prairie vole), 1251 nucleotides long. RefSeq names its product killer cell immunoglobulin-like receptor 3DL1 (gene Fcar). Gene Ontology annotation, biological process: immune response-regulating signaling pathway. NCBI's taxonomy places the organism in Eukaryota, Metazoa, Chordata, Mammalia, Rodentia, Cricetidae. The coding region runs from base 1 to 1251 and encodes 416 amino acids. The record is from RefSeq and is a predicted model, not a curated record. Gene Ontology annotation, cellular component: plasma membrane. The transcript has 8 exons.